Parastagonospora nodorum SN15 is the source of this 228-nucleotide messenger RNA. RefSeq lists its product as hypothetical. NCBI's taxonomy places the organism in Eukaryota, Fungi, Ascomycota, Dothideomycetes, Pleosporales, Phaeosphaeriaceae. The coding region runs from base 1 to 228 and encodes 75 amino acids. The transcript has 2 exons. The record is from RefSeq and is a predicted model, not a curated record.
AUGUGUACAAAAUCUGACUACACCGCCGAGUCCACCGAUCUGAGAGGAGCCAAUAGCAAUGACGCACACAUUGAGUACAAGAGUGCGCAUAUGCCUCCAGGCGUUGUCGUGAUCUGCGGCGUCGAGGUCAACGACAACACGGAAGACGUACGGUCUCCGAAUCAGGGUCACUCAAAGUCGCCAGUGAAGCUUGGAAAUGUCACCAUGGGAAGUGCUUUGUGCUUCUGA